Chaetomium fimeti is the source of this 551-nucleotide messenger RNA. RefSeq lists its product as uncharacterized. Bases 92 to 373 code for a protein of 93 amino acids. Lineage: Eukaryota; Fungi; Ascomycota; Sordariomycetes; Sordariales; Chaetomiaceae. The transcript has a single exon. The record is from RefSeq and is a predicted model, not a curated record.
GGCGCGGCAUUCGGUUUCCCAAUACCACGGUUGCUGACCGCACUGUCGCAGCACCCGGGGACCUGGAGAUGCAUCCCGGUGUGGACCGUGCAUGCGGCCCUGGUGGGCGGGUGUCGGGACCACCACCAUUUCAGCUCGCUUCGUCUCCUUGAUUUUCGCCCGUAGUGCCACACCAAAGGUCCUCCACUACCUAACGACCGACCUACCUAGGUAUGUAUGUCGCUCGUGGUACUGCACCCUAGCUCUCUGGUGGAUGAGCCGCGGGAAUCGCCACUUAUUGCUUUCUGCCCUUUCGAAUCUUCGAUUGUCGCGGAUGCCCCAAUCCGAUAACUCGCAAAUUUCAGCUCUCCAUCCUGCCGUCGAUCUUCUUUAGAGGCCACCAAAUGAAGUUACGGUGUACUUCGUACAUGGUUGCUGCGGUGAAGGUCCCCACUUGGUGGAGAAGUGGCCCUUUCGUUGGUUGAAAAUCCCCGGAUCCUCGAACGGAUACGUACAAGUAUGUAUGUAAAUUAUCACAACUCGUGCACCUCGCAGCAUGUCACGCCGACCCC